This is a messenger RNA of Lachancea sp. 'fantastica', 1245 nucleotides long. NCBI's taxonomy places the organism in Eukaryota, Fungi, Ascomycota, Saccharomycetes, Saccharomycetales, Saccharomycetaceae. The record is from the annotation of a GenBank genome assembly.
AUGGCGUUCAAACCGAAGAAGAAAGGAGGGAUAGAGUCUUCUAGCCUUGUGGAACGCAUUGUGAGGAGGCUGAAGACUUUAAUGGUGGACUCGCGUCGCAAAAGAACCCAGGUUUUCACAUUUGGCUCUAUAGCAGUGGGACUAUUGGUGAUAUAUUUACUGCAGGGUCUUGUCUUGCAUAAAAGUCAACAAGACUCGAAUUUUCCCCCGGUACAUGGUCAUUACACGGAAGAGAUCAUAACAACACAGCCUUUGAUUUUCCCUCCAAUUGAACAUGCGGAACGUCUGAAACAAUUGAACCUCAGAAACCUCCACAUGCUGCGAAUCGACUUGGAUGGGAACAAAAAAUAUGUUUUGAAGGAAGACGAUAAGCCCAUAACUGACAAGGAACGUAAAGAAAUCACAGACGAAUUCGAACUUGUGAAACGGGAGUAUUUGGACCACGGUAAAAGGAUAUAUCGCAAAGGAUCAGAAUCGCCUGAAGUUGUGGUUGUCACACUAGUGGACUUUGAUCAAAACAGCGCCGAUACACUUAUUCCCGUGGUUCAAAACAGGGUUGACUACGCGCAGAGACAUCGGUACGGUGUAUACGUGCGUUGGGCUCAAGAAUUCAUUCCCACAGUCGAUAAUCAGGAUUUGCCAAAAACGUACGAGUAUCUCAAGCCUCUGAUGAUGCGUGCUGCGAUGCAUGCUUUUCCAAAGGCCAAAUAUUUUUGGUUCUUGGACCAGCACGCCUUGAUCAUGCGCAUGGAUUUAUCAUUGCAAACCCAACUGCUGGACCGGAAAAUUCUGGAGAUCGCCGCGUUGAAAAACGUUCCUGUUUUAAAGGGCUCCAAUAUUAAGACUUAUAAUCACUUCGUCCCAGACCUUGCCGAGGUGAUCAUUCCUCAGACGAACGAGGGCCAGUUGGACUCGAAUUCUUUCAUCGUCAAGGCCGGCCUCUACGGUAAAGCAUUCAUGGACUAUUUGGGCGAUCCGCUUGUGCGCGACUAUCCAUGGUCAUCUUUCUCGGCAAGCGUCGGACACGCUUUGCAAUGGCACCCCAACUUUCUUGCCAAAGCCGCUUUGGUGAUUCCUAAAACUAUCGCCAGCGUCUAUGACCCUGCUAAGUCAACCACAGAAAAGGCGAACAUUGAUGAUUUUCACUACACGCAAGGCGAUUUUGUCGCUUUGUUCAACGGUUGUCAGGAAAGAGGAUCGUGUGCCAGCGACCUGGCCUUGCUCUACCAGCAAGUCCAGAAAUAA